CCGGUUACAUUUCCAUGGCAACCAUGGAACCCGUCAACAAGCCCGGAAAACGGAGACGUGGAAGAUGUAAAAAAGGGAAACAAUCCCAUCAUGGUGCGCUGGGCAGGCAGAUGUUCCCAGCUGUGGCUGCUGAGAACCCGGAGAAGUGUGCUGUGAAUGAGAACCAGCUCUCCCUGAACCAACAGAGUCUGCCGCCGCUCCACGUGGCGUGCCUUUAUGGCGAGUUGGGUGCUGUUCAGCUCCUGGUGAAGUCCAGGCAACAGUGGAUCAACAGCAGUGAUUCCCAAGGUCGCCGGCCCCUCCACAUGGUCCUGUCCUACCAGAGCUUCCCCAGAACCUGCGCCUGUCUCAGAUACCUGCUGGAGCACGGCGCCGACGUUAACGCCAGCACCACAGACUUGGGGCAGACCCCGUUGCACCUGGCCGCCUCUGAGGGCUUCCUCGACUGUGUAGAGAUCCUCGUGAAGGCCGGAGCAGAUGUUUUGGCCAAGGACAGCUUGGGGCAGACACCUCUGGACUUAGCCUGCAUCUGGUGCCACAGGAAGAUAGCGAGGUAUCUGAAGAGCUGUAUGUGGCAUGUGAAUAAAGAGAAAGAAAGAAAGGAGAGAGUGCUGGUUCAGGCCUUAUACACUGAUCUUGUGGGCAUGGCCAAACAGAAUAAUCUCACCAGAAAGACCCUCACUGAUGAAAAGGUGGCUGAGUGGGCAAACAAGAAAGGCGUGGCCCUCCUGAAGGAUUUCUCCCCCAGGGGGCAGGUGAGCAAGUAUCACACCAAGUGCUUCUUAGCAGAUCAGAGCAACUGUGACUCAAAGCAUGCAAAGGCCCACUGUGAGGAGCAGCAGCCAGAAGGCAUUAAGGAGGACAGGAACACCCCUCCUAAGCCACCCUUCAAACCAUGGAGCAUCUUCACAGGCCUGCAGCCAAAGAAACCCCUCGCAGAACCUGACCUCCGUGACAGCAUCACCAUUUGGAGGGACAGCUCCAGCAGGCAACUUCAGUACACCACCAGGUGGGACAGCACGCCUCGCCCCGCUCCUAACCUGCCUCUGGAUGUACUUGAGAGGGUGUUGUUUCCCAGAGCCUUCCCCUCCAGGAUCACCUGCCCACAGGACUUUGAGCCACAGAACAUCAUGGAGGUCAAGCAUCAAGAAUGCCCUCAGGAGCACAGCACCUCCCCCUGGACAGAGGUGGCCAUGUGUCUGGUUGAGGUGCUGGAGUUUAGACACUACUGACUUUCCCAGUCUUGGCUGAAGAAAUUUCACCUGAAACUGGGGAACAGGCUCAGAAGAAAUGCAUUAAAAGCUUGAGUGUCACUAUGUUUAUAGUUUAUCAAAUAGCUUUUUCAGAUGGAAACAUUCGACAUCAACAUAUGUGAAAACCAUUUAGUGGAACUAUUAUGCUCAUUUCCAGCUUCAUAUUUUUUCAUUCUUGAACUCUACUAGGCUAGCUUUGCAUCACUCAUAGAUCAUAAUAAUCCUUAUAGUAAACAUUAGUGCAGCACCUCAGAUCAUCAUGUCUGAAACAAGCUGUUCUCAGCUCCUCUCCAUUUAAGGACACCGUUCUUCUGAUUGGCAGCCCCUCAUCAGCAGAUUUAGACAGCUGGUGGCCAGAACCAGAGGGAUGUAACUGAGAUGUCUAGAAUAGGAUUACUUAUACAUGUACUCAUUACUUGAAAGAUAUAAAGUCUCCUUUAAUAGUUUUUAAAUCAAGUAUAAAAUAUCAAUAAAAGGUUAAUACAUAAAGCUGUUGUUGCUUUUUUUAAUUUAUUUUGGAACUAUUUAAAGUUUCUGGUAAUCUGCAAGCCCUGAUUGGAAACAACCCCCCAAAGUUGAAAAGCAUUUGGAAAAACGGAUACGUUGCUUCAGCAGGCAAAACUGAAACUUCUCUUCGAGAAUAUCCAGGCAUCCCAGAUUGUUUAAUGUUCUCUAUUCUGUCUACUUUUUAGACCUGAGAGUUUUAAAUAAAUGCCAGCAACCAUCAUCAUUCACACCCACAGCAUACAUCAGGAGAUACUCUGUGUGGGAAGGGCCGGGGGGAUUGAACCUGCGAUUGGUGGCCAACCCACUCUUCCACCUGCACCGCAAUCUCAGCUGCAAGUGACAAAAAUUAAAAAUGCCACCCGCUCCUGAAGCUGAACCGAUAAAUGCGGGGUGAACAGAGGGGUGAACGAAAGGUGAGAAAACCUCCGUGAACUGGGUCGCCUGUCACAGGUGUAUCCCUGCACUCUCACUCAUCUCCCCCAGGGAAGGGAAUCGGGAUCCAGGUGAGGGCUUGUCAACAGCAUUAGAGUGUGAACUCUGAGCUGUGGCCUGUCAGCUGAAGGCAUGUGUGUGUGUGUGUGUCUGCAUUCAUUAUUUUUUCUCCUCCUUCCUUUAAAUUCAUGGAGCACUUCACACCUUGAUGGGGGUCAAAGUGCACACUAGCAUCAACCGGGUGUACUCUCUGUGAUCUAGGCCACAUGGGAUCUAAAUAAGAAAGCCAUCUGCCCUGAAACAUACACACACACACACACACACACACACACACUCUUGACAGGUCAGGGCGUGACAGCAGUUAGAAAAUCCAUCAGGGUGCAAAUACAACGUAACAGACUGGAAGCUACAACCUGAUUUAACUGUAAAUAAUAAACAGUAAGUGUUUCUGUCCCUUUUAUUUCAGCCUGCAAAAAAAUAACCAUUUAAUCCAAAGUUAUUUCACCAAAAUCUUUUAAUUACACGGCUGCGCGCAUAUCAGCCUGCAGUGAAUCACACUGGGUAAUUGAUAAAAGGAAUUUUGGCCUUUUUAAUGUUUGUCUCUUUAGACCACACUGAGCAGCUUUUGUCCCCACAGCAGUGAGCUUAAAAAAAGUCAUUGCACAAGUUUGAUCUCUGCAAGUGUUUACAUUUGUCUUUGAUGUCGGGUUUCCUCUUCAAUCAAUGUACAAAAAUUAGUUUAAAUUCUUACAAACAGUCCAAAACAAAAACAAAACAAACAAAGGAUGCUGUAGUGCUGGUGGUUUAUGGGUAGAAGCACAUGAAAACUUAUUGUUUCUGUGGCCAAAUGCUGACGAGCAUGCUGAGAUCCAGUGCAGGAAACAUGCCUCGUAGCUCACUUCAAUAGUUAGAAGUAACCCUUCACAAGUGCCUUUGCUGAAUUCAUUUUUUGAGAUAUUAUAUGCCAGGUAGGAUAUUGUUUAUACCAUGUCAUACUUUGCAAAACAGAGCAGGACUUCUCCACAGUUUGUCCUUCUUUCUUUCAAUCUAAUUAAAAUGUUUGUUUGGCGACCUGUAGCAACUCUUUUUAAAACCAAAAUCCAAGUUUGGACUGCAGGAAUUAAUCAUAAAGUACCUCUGAUCUGUCUCAUAUCUAAGAAAUCCUCUUCAUCAGAAUUUCUUCUCGUCUUUAACACUACUCUGUGUAUUGAAUCAGAUGAAGUGUGAGGCCUUUGACACACGAACGACAGAAAGGAAAAACAACUAUUUAUCUCUGGUUGUUAUUUUUUACACCCCACAUGUAGAUAUUUUAUUACUAAAGCUUUAAAAAAUGAGUCCAACUUGACAUGAAAGCAUCACGCUACACAUAGGAUCCCCACAAAGAGGUCUCCGGUGGGUGUUGCUGGCAGUCAGUACAGACAGAAAGACAAAGACAGACAGACGUGGCCUGGGUAAACUCGUCGGGCUCGUCCAGCAGGAAGCUCUGAUCUGUUCAUUGGUCCGUCCUUUUUUUUAGUUAUUUAUUUCUUAACAUGCCUUUCUUCCCCAUUUGGCCACAGCAUCAUUUUAGUCCCAUCGAGAAACAAUUUCCACUGUCCUUCCUGCUUCCCCUUUGAUCUUCAACACGUCCUCGCACGUACCCACCGACCCCCGAGGCAGCGCCCCAGACUCUCAAGCCCUCAGU
Molecule: messenger RNA, 3876 nt
Organism: Oreochromis niloticus (Nile tilapia)
Lineage: Eukaryota; Metazoa; Chordata; Actinopteri; Cichliformes; Cichlidae
Gene: ankrd53
Product: ankyrin repeat domain 53
Exons: 6
Coding region: 15-1232 (405 amino acids)
Biological process (GO): regulation of mitotic cytokinesis; positive regulation of microtubule polymerization; regulation of mitotic spindle organization
Cellular component (GO): spindle pole
Molecular function (GO): protein binding
Source: RefSeq, a predicted model, not a curated record